Molecule: messenger RNA, 492 nt
Organism: Haemonchus placei
Lineage: Eukaryota; Metazoa; Nematoda; Chromadorea; Rhabditida; Trichostrongylidae
Source: the annotation of a GenBank genome assembly
AAACUUAUCGCCAAGUUCAACUUCCAUAAUUAUGACUGCCUCCUGCAUACGACAUCAAAUAAGAUCGACCCGAGGCGACGAGAUUUCCUUGAACGCGACGCUGUAAUGCCGGCAAUGUAUGUGGCACGAUCGAGGGACAUGGUAGCCUUACGCAGAUUAUAUAUGCAAGGCGUAGACCUGUCUACCUGUGACUAUGACCGUCGUACUCCUCUACACGUGGCUGCCAGUGAAGGUGAUCUCAAUAUGGUGAAAUUUCUUGUGAACGUGGCCAAAGUGGAUGUAGACGCUCGAGACAGAUGGAAUCGAUCCGCUCUAGACGAUGCUCGAUUCUUCAAACACACUGCCUGUGUUGACUUUUUGGAACGUGCCGUAGCUCGGCCGGAAGCCCGGCGCAGCCAAUCGAUCUCUUCUGAAGAUUCUGAAUCGGAAGAUCAUCCAUUCGACAUCGCUCAACGACCUCUGUUCAGUCUUGACACCCCGGACCAGCAAUGA